CAGACGAUACGAAUCGGACCAACGAUGCCUGUACAAGGAAUCAGGGCGGUGACCGCCGCCAGAAACGGCGUCGGCGCUUUCAUCCUCCAAUGCAAACGCCUUGAUUUACAUUACUGCGACUGGGCGGGCAGCUCGCGGGGCAUGGUGGCGUUUCUGAAGCACCAACUCCCCGCGUUCGCAAAGGAAAACCCGCAGAUUGAAAUCCGUGUCUCCCCACGACCGCACAAACACCCCGUCCUACGAGGACACUACAUCAACGGACGAGAGAAGGCGAUCUGCGUACGGAACCUGGAGCCGGAACAGAUUCUCCAAAAGGCCAACCUGCUGAAGGAGGCGAGUGGAGAAAAGUUGAAGAAGCAGAAGAAGCCGGUCACCAGUCUCAACGAGAGUGUCAGAGGCAUCUGGUCACCUUACCACGGGGAUCUCAAGUCAGUGUAGAUACGCCUUUCUCGCGUUCCUCACGGUCUAUGAACUCUUUCUCCUUUUUUCUUUUUUACCCUUUCCUUGUCUCUGGGGGUUGUCUUUUCCUCAAGAGCAAUGUGUUGAGAUAUCAGAGGUGAUGAUGGUUUCCUUCGGCCCAGCAACUGCAUUACUACUCCCAAUGACUCGUGUUC
Molecule: messenger RNA, 614 nt
Organism: Penicilliopsis zonata CBS 506.65
Lineage: Eukaryota; Fungi; Ascomycota; Eurotiomycetes; Eurotiales; Aspergillaceae
Exons: 3
Coding region: 25-438 (137 amino acids)
Biological process (GO): mitochondrial translation
Cellular component (GO): mitochondrial large ribosomal subunit
Molecular function (GO): structural constituent of ribosome
Source: RefSeq, a predicted model, not a curated record